Molecule: messenger RNA, 213 nt
Organism: Symbiodinium sp. CCMP2456
Lineage: Eukaryota; Dinophyceae; Suessiales; Symbiodiniaceae
Source: the annotation of a GenBank genome assembly
GAAGAGCUGGACAUCACCAAGAUCAAGGUGAAUAUGGAUAACGAGAAGUAUCUUCUCGCGCAUCCGGAGAUCCGCGACAUGAUCUCCGUGUUCGUCCACCAGGUACUGGAGUACAAGCCGGACAACAUACUGAGGUUUGCAGGCGAUUUCUUCACGAGGGACGACUUGUACGCCUGCGUCAAGAAGAAGACGGAAGAAGUGUCGCGUGGUUGA